GACAGCGGUGUGCACGCCAAUAACGGAGACGGGAACUCUUUAUUUAAAAGCCGUAUCGAUGUCAUUUUGACAGCACAUAGAUUUAAAGUUGAGGGGUACAUCUAAUCUCAUUCAUACGCCUCGCGCUCUUAUGUGGAUUAUUUAUGUUUACUGAAGGAAUACACAAUAACGGAACGUAAACACUGAUGUGAUUGAGAGCAACAUCCCACUGUGUAACAUGCUAUUUUCGCGGUUCCUCGUUUGCCUUAAAUCAUGAAAUGCUUUGAGACGGAUUGUUCCGAAAGAACAAACAUCAACAGAAUGAUGCAGAAUCGCGAGCUCCUCAUGCCGAGGCAAGCGGUCCGCCACACCUGACUUGUUUUUGCUCUGCCUCCGGUUGUGACAUGAAAACUCGGACCAGAAAGAAACGGAUAAAAGGGCGCAGAGCUACAAAAGCCCAUUUGGAUUAGCAAUGAAAGAUAUCAGAUUGAGGUGGGGUGCCAACACUUAACUUCGAGUGACAAUCACAGGCAUGGGUAGACUACACCAAAGAUCAAGAGAUGGUAGGUGGUCUUGCAACCUGUGGAGAUUCUACAAACUGGGUAGUGAUUUGAAAGAUUUUGAUCAUUUAGGAUCUAAAAUCGGUGCUUUUGGUUUUUUGUUUUGUUUUUCAAAUUAGUUUAUUCGUUUGAGGAAUUUUUGGUGCGUGUGGAUUCAAAGACGAGUGGAGAGCACCCAAGAUUUAUGCGGUUUUUAUUUUGGGGAGAUAAAAGCACACUCUACUUGGGUUGUUACCCUGAUUUGGACCUUAUCGAAACAUGGGCUGCCUGCAUAGCGUCGCCUGCAAGCCACGCGUCAAACGCGAGAACAUCGUUGUUUACGAUGUCUCAGCGACGAUUGACCAUUGCCCGACAGUGAUUGAAGAGAAUUCACCCAUAGUACUCCGCUACAAAACCCCAUACUUCAAGGCCGCCGCCCGGGUAGUAAUGCCGCCGAUCCCUCGAAACGAGACUUGGGUGGUGGGUUGGAUCCAAGCGUGCACUCGGAUGGAAUUCUACAACACUUAUGGAGACCUUGGCAUGUCAAGCUGGGAGCUGCCAGAGUUAAGAGAAGGCCUGAUCAAAGCCAUCAGCGACUCAGAUGGCGUGAGUUACCCAUGGUAUGGUAACACCACAGAAACAGUGACUCUCUCUGGCCCCACAUCCAAGCCGUCGCACUUCGCUGUUAGCAUGAAUGACAACUUCUAUCCCAGCGUAACGUGGGCCAUACCAGUUAGCGAGAGCAAUGUGCCUUUGCUCACACGCAUCAAACGGGACCAGAGCUUCACAACUUGGUUGGUGGCUCUGAACACUGCCACGCAGGAGAAGAUACUCCUGCAUACAGUGAAGUGGAGGAUGAAAGUUGACAUCACAAUGGAUCCCUCCAAGCCACUGGGCUCCAGAGCCAAACUUACUGGCCGGCUGCACCAGGACCAGCCCAAGAUGCUGACCCAUAUGGAGCCCAUCCCACCAAAUGCUCUGGGCAAACCCAAUGCUAAUGAUGCCCAAGUGCUGAUGUGGAGGCCCAAGAGAGGGCGUCCGUUGGUGGUGAUCCCCUCCAAGUAAGAUUUUAAUCAAUAGCAACAUGCAAGUCAAUUUGCCUUAAAUCCACACUGCUGCCUUUAAAGAGAUACUUGGUUUCUGAAUGGUCCUGGAGAAACUCUGAUAGGGAAUUUUGCCUUAAAACCUCUUUGGACCCAAAUCAGAAAAGAAGAGACCUUAAGUAGGGUCUGGUGGUACACUGAAGGCAGUUGAGCAACUCAUAGGGCCAGUCUUGCAAAGGCAUGGUAGCAAAGUUUGGAUGCUAUAGAGACACAUGGUCUGUUCUAAUACCUAGUGAGCAUAGUGCAGCUCACUAGAUUUUGGAACAGAUCCACAGUGAUGUUGCAAAAAAAAAAAAGUGUACAAUUGAAUCCAGUAUUGCCUUUUAUGUUAAAUUUAAACAGAUACAUUUUAAGUUCCACUGAGCAUAACCUGGAAUGUGAAAACAGCUGCAACAGUUGUGUUCCUGGAAGUCAGAGGACUUCCAUGGCAAAAAUGUCUAUGCUCAAGAAUGUCUGGACCUGUCUACUAAUGCGCUGUUCUGCACACCUGGGAGCGAGUGAACGAGAGAGUAAAAGAUUC
Messenger RNA from Xyrauchen texanus (razorback sucker), 2141 nucleotides. RefSeq names its product protein FAM78B-like. The record is from RefSeq and is a predicted model, not a curated record. Bases 798 to 1583 code for a protein of 261 amino acids. The transcript is spliced from 2 exons. NCBI's taxonomy places the organism in Eukaryota, Metazoa, Chordata, Actinopteri, Cypriniformes, Catostomidae.